AUUGGAUGGCCUUUUCCGGGAGUUCCGGGUAGGAAACAGUCAUCCUCUGGGCGGUUCUCCCAGCGCAGGCCGGGCCGGUUUCCGGCCCGGAUUGCGCCCCUCCAGGGCGCGGUAGUUACUUUGUACCCACCCCUCUCCGGCUCGCAACGUCAGUUUCUGGGACCCCUCCCCCUAGCUUCUCCGCAGCCGUUCUACUGGCAUACUCCGGGCCUGGGCAGGCCCAGCUUCUGCGCAGGCGCCUUUACUUCGCGGCCUCGGAGCGAAUUUAACCUACGUUAGCUAGGGGACUGCCCUCCGGAGGGGCGGGGCUCAGCGAGCCCGAGGGAGGGCGAGCUCCUGCGUCCCACCCCAUCUCCUUCCUCUCCCACAAGGCGCUGCGAAGCGCAGCCGCGUGGGGGGCGACGCGGCGGCGGCGGCGGCGGCAGGGUCUUCGGUUCCGGGGUGUCGCAGGCGCUGCUGCAGAAGCGGGGCGGGGCGGGAGCUCGCUCAUGGCAGCUGCCGCCGCCGCCGUCGCCGUCGCCAUGGAGACCUCGGACGAUGCCGGGAACCGGCUGCGCUUCCAGCUGGAGCUGGAAUUCGUGCAGUGCUUGGCCAACCCCAACUACCUGAACUGUGAGUCCCCGAGGCCUCGCUGCGGGGCGGGGAGCAUGUGCGUGGGCUUUAGCCGGGCCCUUGGGCUAGCGGGGAGGGGGAGGGGAGGGGAAGGGAAGGGGCGGGGCCAUCCGCCUCCCGGACUCCACCCUGGGGUCGUACCCGGCCGCUGGGACCCCGCCUUCUCCCCUUGCCUUGCAGUCCUGGCCCAAAGAGGGUACUUCAAGGAUAAGGCCUUCGUCAAUUACCUGAAAUACCUGCUUUACUGGAAGGAGCCCGACUACGCCAAGUACCUCAAGUACGGCCGGGGGCGGGAUAGCCCAGGGCCGGGAGGGGCCUGUGGGCACCCCGGGGCACCCGUUCGAGGGCCCGCACCCAGCUGGCCCGUCCCCCUUCCAGGUACCCGCAGUGCCUGCACAUGCUGGAGCUGCUCCAGUACGAGCACUUCCGCAAGGAGCUGGUGAACGCCCAGUGUGCCAAGUUCAUCGACGAACAGCAGAUCCUCCACUGGCAGCACUACUCUCGCAAGAGGAUGCGGCUGCAGCAGGCCCUGGCCGAGCAGCAGCCGCCGCAGCCCCAGCAGGGCAGCAGCGGCUCCCUGUCGGCAGGGAAGUGAGGGGGAGAGGGAGGGGGCCUGCUCAAAGUAAAGUCUGGCGAGUGGCGA
Messenger RNA from Monodelphis domestica (gray short-tailed opossum), 1255 nucleotides. The record is from RefSeq and is a predicted model, not a curated record. Lineage: Eukaryota; Metazoa; Chordata; Mammalia; Didelphimorphia; Didelphidae.